AUGGCCGAGUACCGGGUGCGGGUCCGCACCGGCGCCGCUCCCGGCGCCGGUACCAGCGACGCCAUCGCCGUGACGCUGGUGGGGAGCCGCGGGAGCAGCCCCAGGACCCCGCUGGACCGAUGGGGACCCGACUUCCACUGCGGGGCGGUGACAGAGUACCGUGUCCCCGUCCCCCAUCCCCUGGGCCGCCUGUUGCUGCUACAGGUGCACAAGGGGCCCUGCGGGGGUCUCCCCGAGAGCUCCUGGUACCUGGAGAGCGUCACCGUGUGGGGACAGCGCGGGGACACCCCUGGGGACAGUGACAGUGACGGUGACAGCGACGGUGACAGCGAUGGUGACAGCGAUGGGGACAGCCGGGACGAGGAGGAGGAGGAGGAGGAGGAAGAGGAGGAGGAGCUGGAGGAGGAGCCUGAGGACAGCGCAGGUGACAUCAGCACUGCCAGCACAGGUGACACCGAUGACGUCGCUGACCUGGGGCCCUUCCACUUCCCGUGCUACCGCUGGCUCGAGGGGUACAACACCUGGGAGCUGCCCGAGGGUACAGCCACCACGCCGGCCAUGGAGCAACACCCGCGGCUGCAGCGGCAGCGCCGCCGACACCUGGUGCAACAGCGCCGGCGCUACAGGCUGGCCCCGUUUGCCCCCGGCCUGCCCUGGGCGCUGCCCCUGGGGACGCCGCUGGACGCUGACCUGAGCUACUCACUGCCCAAAGCAUCGGCCUUCUACCUGCGGGGCAGCGCUGCGAACCUGGAGGCCAAGCUCCGGGGGUUCCUGGCCCAGCCCAGCUCCUGGCCCAGCGUGGACGCCAUGACCCGAGUGUUCCGCUCCUUCCACACCCCCGUCACCGAGUACGUGCUGCAGCACUGGCAGGAGGACGCGUUUUUCGGGGAGCAGUUCCUGA
Molecule: messenger RNA, 901 nt
Organism: Pseudopodoces humilis (Tibetan ground-tit)
Lineage: Eukaryota; Metazoa; Chordata; Aves; Passeriformes; Paridae
Source: RefSeq, a predicted model, not a curated record